Molecule: messenger RNA, 1964 nt
Organism: Macrobrachium nipponense
Lineage: Eukaryota; Metazoa; Arthropoda; Malacostraca; Decapoda; Palaemonidae
Exons: 3
Coding region: 118-954 (278 amino acids)
Source: RefSeq, a predicted model, not a curated record
AAUCAAACCAUGUGACUGAGAAUAACAAUGUUUGAAUGUCUCUUUCGUAAACAAGAGAAACUUUUGUUAUUUAACUAAUUACGUCGGAGUUCGUGAUAGGAGGCAAUCAUCUCCAAUAUGAGUGACACAUUAGACGCCAGUAAGCUCAAAGUGGCCGAAUUGAAGGCCGAACUGCAGGUCAGGGGGCUGGAUACGAAGGGAAAUAAGGCGCUGUUGGUGGAGCGCUUGAGGGAGGCCCUCGAACGGACUGACGACAACGACGAUGAAGGGACAGGUGCUAGAGAUUUUGAGCUGGAGUCAGACCAUGAUGAGCAAGAGGAAGAGGAGGAGGAAGAUCUUGAUUCAGUGCAUGAGCUAGAGCCUGAACCUGAGUUAAAGCGUGAGGCAGAGCAUGACAACAAGCCAGGUGUAAAGUUGGAACCAGAAGAUGAACUUGAGCUAGAGCCAGACCAUCAUUCAGAACAGAAACCAACAUCACUUCCAAGAGAGGAUGAACGCUAUCAGACAGGGGUGAGCUCUUGCUCAUUACCACAUAAAGAUGUUCAGUCUUUGGAAGUAGAUUUUGACUUCAGCCAUAGGCACCAAGCCAGAGACAACACUGCAGUCAAAGAAGCUGAAGAUAAAUAUGACAAAAAGGGUUCUGAAGAUGCACCUAUGGAAGAUAUGUCUGAGGUUAAGCCAGAACUUGGAAAUGGGUAUGAUGGUUCCUUGAAAAGUGAGGAAGUUGAUAUAAAGGAAGAGUCAAUUGAACCAGAGCAGAAGCCAUCCAAUAAAGAAGAUAGACAAGGAGGAAAGAGAAGAGCCCAUUUUCAAUCAUGUUCUCCAGAUUCAAAGCCAAAGAAGCCAAGACUGAAAGUUGAGGAAGAAGUUAUUGUGGAAGAUGAACCCGAAUAUGACAAAUCAGCAGUAUUAUUGGACUGGCGUAAGUACAGUAGCUGUUAUCACUGCAUUUAACCUCUUCCUACUUUUCUUUUCCCAAACUUUUUAUGUACACUUAGUAUGUAUUUGUUGUGAUUAAUUGUAAUAUGGUUGUUUCACUUUGCAUGUGUGUGUAUCUCUGGGCCGGAUUAAUGGGAGGGCAACGGGCUAUUGCCCCAGGGCCCCCCACACAGAAAGAGGUGAUUUCCAUGACCCAUUAUACAUUUUUUCAGGUUUUGGGUUUUCAUUUUCUUUUUACCACCUUAGUGACCUUUUGUUUUCUGUUAUCUUUUCAUUUUUAAUCCCCCUCUUUUUUCUUUUUUUUUAUUUCUUUCCUCACUGUCUUGUAUUUUCUUUCCCUUAAAUAAAAAAAGAAAUGUAUUGGUAAAGAGAUAUCACUUUGUUCAUGUUAUCUAUUAUUCUAUUAGACCAGUAGAUAGGCUAAUAGAACUAUUGUACUGGCAAUUGUUUAGAAGUUUAGAAUUACAUAAAUUGAAAGGAGUAACUGCUAUUUUAAUUAAGAAAGUUGUUGUCAGUCGAGUCCGACAUUUGGUGCCGUGAAUCCAGUGAUUACAAAGGCGUGUGAAGUUGAAUUUUAUUUGUUCCGAUACGUAAUACAAACCUUCGGUCCUUUAACAAUAAGAAUAUACUUUUGGCGUAGCUGGAAUUACGGCCGUUGAAUCUUGAACAAGGUGGUUAGGCAGUAUAUAACUACCGUGGGACAGGCUAGCCUGCCCGGAUGUAAACACUCCACUUUACUUUCGGGCGUCUUCCUGUCUUCUUCGGUCCCGUCUUCCGAGGAAGACGUUUGUUUGUGAGCUCCGGCUGACUGGUCGUUAAUCUUUUUUCCCGGUGGGAUCCUUUUGGUUUAUUUUUUUGUUUGUUCCAAUACGUAAUACAAACCUUCGGUCCUUUAACAAUAGGAAGGUACUUAGCGGCAGCUGAACCGGUGGUAAGCUUCGAACAAGGGGGUUCGGUAGUUAACUACUUGUCCGGCAGUUAGUGGUACGCUUGACUGCGAGGCGAGGAGUCACUUUGCUUUCGGC